GUAGCUUUGGCAUUCGUCAUUCCGAUCACAAUAUCAAUGGCCACGGCUUCAGGAGCGGCGCUAGUUCGGAAGAGUGUGUUUGGUGCCGGCAGUCGUUGUGUAUAUAAAGCCCGCCGGCCCGCGCUACAGAAGCGUUUCCAGACCACUCAAUCUGCAUAUUCUACCACAUCUCCUCUCGAAGCCUCUCCGAGUCUGACUCUCCCCCCACCUCGCUCCCGUACCUCCCGUGUCCUCGGUGCAUCCGCUCUUUUCAUAGUCGCAACCGCCGCCGGUCUUGCAAUGUCUGUCGCUCCCGCCAUCGAGACGGCCAAUGGCUUCAUCUCACCUCCCACCAACGCCGAGACACUCUCCCUCUUCGUACCGGCCAAUUCAGAGGCCGAAGAAAUCAACAAGCGCAUCGUGUCCAACCCUCUCGCCGAAUGUCUGCGCGCAAACCCCCAAUGGAUCGAGUCCAGGCCGCACAUGAAGAUCCCCGAGAACAUGCGAUCGCAUAACCUGACUGCUGGCACAUUGCAAGGAGACGACAAGAUUGCUUCCCCGCCGCUCACCUUCGCAAACACAAAGGCUGAGCUGCCGUCGAUUGUGCAGAUUGCCCAUCUGGGCGAGAAGCUCUGCGGUCACCCUACCAUUAUCCACGGAGGACUUCUCGCAACUCUUCUGGAUGAAGGUCUGGCUCGCGCCUGUUUCCCUGCUCUGCCCAACAAGGUUGGCGUUACGGCGAGUUUGAACAUUACAUACAAGAAGCCAUGCCCGGCAAACAGCUUUAUAGUGCUCAGAGCAGAGACGACAAAGGUUGACGGCAGAAAGGCUUGGGUCAAGGGCUGGAUCGAGAUCCUGGGAGACGGUGUUGAAGAGGGCGAGCACCUGGUCGAGGCCGAAGCCCUCUUCGUCGAGCCCAGAGGCGCAAAGAACAUGGCCAGGCUCUACUCGAGCGACGAGUGAUCUAUGCCAUGUACGAAUGUAUAAUACAAGAUAUGGGGCUUGGAGUUCUGGGAUACAUCACGGGGCAUUAAGAGGCUUUUUUAUUCAUAACGAAGCGUCAUUCUAGACAUAUAUCGCGUUGAGUCUUUUGCGAUUACAGGAAGAUAUGGAAGCUGAAUCGAAUGUGUAUAUUGAGCAUCUUUCUCUUUCUCUUUCUCUUUCUCAUUCUCAUUCUCAUUCUGUUGAUGCGCCAGGCGCCAAUGCUAUGCCGGUAAACAUGAGACAGAAGGAUGCAUCGUGUUGAGCGUCAUGUCGUUGAUUAAGAUGGUUUCAUUUCAUCAUGCAUGGCCAUCUAGAAGUUUGUGCCCUCUGCGGGCUGGGGCAGCUUCUUGUGUGCGGGCGCAGCCAUGAACCUGCAGCAAUGUUAGACGGUUGAAGCGACAACAGCUGUAUGGAAUG
This is a messenger RNA of Aureobasidium subglaciale EXF-2481, 1380 nucleotides long. RefSeq lists its product as uncharacterized. Bases 37 to 942 code for a protein of 301 amino acids. The record is from RefSeq and is a predicted model, not a curated record. The transcript is spliced from 2 exons. Lineage: Eukaryota; Fungi; Ascomycota; Dothideomycetes; Dothideales; Saccotheciaceae.